This is a messenger RNA of Girardinichthys multiradiatus, 1762 nucleotides long. Its product is annotated as coxsackievirus and adenovirus receptor homolog. The transcript is spliced from 9 exons. Bases 112 to 1275 code for a protein of 387 amino acids. Lineage: Eukaryota; Metazoa; Chordata; Actinopteri; Cyprinodontiformes; Goodeidae. The record is from RefSeq and is a predicted model, not a curated record.
UCCUAACCUUUUCCCUCCAGGAUCAGGAUUUUCAGCUUGGCGUGCCGUUUUCUGAGCAGAUGAGCCGCACUCAGCCCAGAUAGUCCGGCUCCGACUAUAACAACGUCCCAGAUGUCGGCCGUCAUGUUGGAAGUUCAGUCCAUGGACAGCUAUUUGGAUUCAGUAGCUUGUUUCAGGAUGAUUAUGUUCAGACAAAGCUGCUCUCAUCUGAGGACACCUUUCAACCUUUGCUGUCCAUCGUGGUUAUUGUUAUGCUCUGCAGCGCUCAUGAGCACAGAGCUGAGAUCUACACAAGGGCUGACUGUGACAUCGACAGGCCUGCAGACCAUCCAGAGGGCAGAGGGCGACACUGUGACUUUGGGUUGCAGUUACACACUGAGCCCAUUAGACAGAGGAGAAAUUGACAUCGAAUGGUCUGUGCUCAGUCCUGACACUACAAAGAAGAAUCAAAUGCUUCUAUCAUACACCAGGGGCGCCAAAUACUACCAUGGUGGUCCCAGAGAUGCUGAAGGCUUCAGCUUUGCUGCAGGUGAUCCCUCCAAGGGGGACGCUUCUCUCUCCAUCUCUCAGUUGUCACGCAUUCACAGUGCAACCUACCAGUGCAAAGUGAGGAAGUCACCUGGGGUUGACACCCGUAAGGUGUCACUGGUGGUUAAGGUGAAGCCAUCUGUACCUAAGUGCAGGCUGGAAGGAGGGGAGCUCGUUGGUGAAGCUGUUUCUCUGCGUUGCCAUUCCUCUAAAGGAUCCAGUCCCCUAAAAUACGAGUGGCGAAGAGAAAGCAAAGACCCCAUGCCUGCUGGUGCCACACAGGACAGCGCAACCGGGGAGUUGAGAAUCAGCAACCACACACAAAGCUUUGCAGGGAUCUACCUUUGUGAGGUGAACAAUGCUGUUGGAGCUGAACGCUGCAGGAUCAGCCUGAGAGCCAACAAAUCUCCAAACAGAACUGCAGUGAUUGGUGGCAAAGCUGUGGGGUCGCUUCUCCUCAUCCUCAUCUUCCUGGUGCUUGCUGGGCUCCUGUGCUGGAAUCUGAAGGACAGACAGCACCAUGACAAAGAGUCCUCCAACGAGAUCAGGGAUGACGCGACGCCACCAGACAGCUGCCCGGUGAGCUGGCGCACAGGUCGGAAUGCUGGCCAGACCCCUCAAACCGCUUACAUGUGGGCAGGUCAGAACCAGGUCAGCACACACAACCCUUCCAGCUACUGCCAAGGACAAACACCAGUCAAAAAUGCACUAGCUGGAUUUGACAGCAAGCACCGAUAUGCAGUGUGAUGCACAAUAAUUUUUACUCCGACACUGCGGGGCUGUUUGAGGCAAAAAAGUUAAUACUUAAAUAAUUAUGUAUUGUUAAUGAAACAUGUAGGUUAGGAUUUUCCAGCUGUAUUAGCAUUUCCAAGUAAUAAUAAAAACACAUUUAAAACAAGUUUACUAAAUUGAAUAUAAUUGAAAAGUGAAUGUAUUUUCUUAAUUUCAAUUAAAAAGUGAAACGUAUAGAUUCAUUACAUACAGGGUGAUUUAAUUUAAGCAUUUCUUUCAAGGGUAAGCCUCCAGAGGAUUGUGAAAGUACAGCACAAGUAUGUACUGUGCAGUACAAAGGCAUACUUUCUGAAGAAAUCUGAAUUUCUGGUUUUCAUUGCUAUAAGUCAAUCAUCAGAUUUUACAGAAAAAGCAAUAUAUAACUGUGUGCAAUAUAUCUAUAUAGGAGAUGAGUGUAAAUGUUUUAAUUGAUUUACUGAAAUAAAUUAAUUUCUCAAUGAUC